Molecule: messenger RNA, 465 nt
Organism: Triticum dicoccoides
Lineage: Eukaryota; Viridiplantae; Streptophyta; Magnoliopsida; Poales; Poaceae
Exons: 1
Source: RefSeq, a predicted model, not a curated record
AUUUCUAACACGUCCCAUGCAUUCUUCCCCACAGAUGUGUCGCAGCAGGUCCAGGACAGCCUCCAGAGCAUGCUGAAGAUGACGGGCGAGAUCGAGCAGUGCAGUGACGAGAUCGAGGUGGAGAUCGAGCAGGCCAAGGAGGGCGUGGCUGACAAGUGCAGGGUGCUCGAGGAGGAGAAGGAAAGGUUCCAGAAGGUGGCACUCGCAGCGCUCAACAUCCUGAGCGGCGGCAUCUGAAGCCUGCACCACCUUGAUGUCAACAAAGACAAUCCUGAUAACUGCCCCGCUCUGUAGAUCACCGUUCAUGUGCAAGCCUAUUAAUGAACCGCUAGUUGUACUCCUCCAUAUGUGACUGUUGCCAAUUGUCAGUUCGUCACAAGUGUUAGCCACCAUUCUUUUGCUUGGCCUGUCAGCCACUCGGAUCAAAGUGUGGUGGCAGUAGCAAUAGUAGUACUAGUUUGUUCA